This is a messenger RNA of Trypanosoma theileri, 1086 nucleotides long. RefSeq lists its product as uncharacterized. Gene Ontology annotation, biological process: protein secretion by the type III secretion system. The record is from RefSeq and is a predicted model, not a curated record. The transcript has a single exon. Lineage: Eukaryota; Euglenozoa; Kinetoplastea; Trypanosomatida; Trypanosomatidae. Bases 1 to 1086 code for a protein of 361 amino acids.
AUGGAUGACAAGCAAGUAUUCUUUGUUCAGGGAACCGAUGGUAGGAAAUUUAAAAUAGUGAUCCGUGGAGAUCUUGGCAAACUGAGUGUAGGAAAAAUACGGCGAUGUUUGAAGUCUUAUGGUGUUCCUGAUGGACAAUUGCUGCUUUUUAACAAUCUUGUACUUCAAGACGAUGCUGUAGGCGCUGACUUUGGUCUUUGCAAUAACGCCAUGCUGCACCUUGCACUCUCGCAUGAUGAUGAGAUGGGAGAAGAAGAAAGUGGAGUAAAUGAGAGAACAAGUGAUGUUCCUGUACAGGCGAUGCGAGAUGGUAAUCGUAGUGGUACAUCACCCCCUUCCACAUUGGUAGAUUCAAAAGAUGGUAAUUCUCAUUUCGGUUCUUUACGUGAACGUGGAUCUUCUUUUACUACUCAUGUAGAUCCAGAGAAUAGUUUUGAUGUUCGUCCUACCGUACAAAGUAGUACUGCAGCUCUUUUCGGUAAUAAGACUAGUAAUAUUAUGGAUAGCAGCGGCACUAAUACCGCCUUGGAGGUGGAGAAUCUUCAACUACGUGAGGAAGUACAACGUUUACGACGAGAAUUAACUGAAGUACGAGAUCAGCAAAAAACUCGAGGUGGUCGUGGAAGUACUAGUAAUAACAGUUUUGGAAAACGACAGGAGUCGCCAAAUACAGAUCUCUUACAAAGUGCAAAAGCUAAUUUACAGGAACUUGGUGAUGAAUUGGGUUUGUCCCUGCAAUUUGAUAUGAAUCUUACCUGUGUAGUUGGCACAGAUGAUCGUCAUACAGUUCUUAUUACCUUUGAUCAUGCUACGGAGCGACUCUAUAUAUACUCUACACUUCUUACGCAGUUACCAGAUGAACCUGCAGUGCGUAUUAAACUUUAUGAAUUACUAUUAGAAGGAUCUCUACUUGGACGUGAAGUGUGUGGAGGUGGAAUUGGAAUGUCACUACAGAAUGAUAUUGUAUUGCUCUCAUCCACUAUCCCACUGCGAUAUUGUAGUUCGUCAGCUCUCAAAGAUAUCAUGCCAGUGUUUGUGGAAACACUGGAGCGUUGGCGUUCUCUUGUAAAUGAAUUAGUUGAGUAA